CGCACAGCAUGACGACAAACAAUAUGAACACGGCACCAGCAACCGCAACAACAACAGUAGCCACAACAACCAAUACAACACUGAUUACCAACACCACAGUGAUCGUUCUUGGGACGCCUGUUGGCCGGACCGGAUGUGGGACCCAACAGAUCUGUGGGUCUGAGCCCUCUGACUGUGACCCCUCAUCAUCUUCAUCAUCGUGUUUCUUCGUUUCUGCCAAGCAGAGGGACGGUCAGAACUUUGAGUUUUCCAUCUCAGGGGAGUCAAGUGGCUACAUCGCUGCCACGGUGUCAGCUGACACCACAGUGGGAGGUAACGACACAACCUACAUCUGUGCCAACAAUAAUGGCAAAGUGAAAUUCUUCAGCGCUCUCCUCGACAACGACAAGCUGACACUGACAGAGCUGCCUGUGAACUCGGUGCAGGGCCGAGUCGAUGGAAACCUGAUCCAGUGCACGUUUGUUGCCACUUUGGACCUGUCCACCACAAGAGCAGCAGCAACAAGCGCCUCACUGUCACUCUCCACCGGGACCUUUGACAGCACUUCUGGAUCUCUGGGAACCCCCGACACCAAAUUUAGGAGCGGAGUCGUAGACCUGAGCGCAUGA
Molecule: messenger RNA, 608 nt
Organism: Platichthys flesus (European flounder)
Lineage: Eukaryota; Metazoa; Chordata; Actinopteri; Pleuronectiformes; Pleuronectidae
Product: putative ferric-chelate reductase 1
Exons: 6
Coding region: 9-608 (199 amino acids)
Biological process (GO): regulation of glutamate receptor signaling pathway
Source: RefSeq, a predicted model, not a curated record